Molecule: messenger RNA, 960 nt
Organism: Nyctereutes procyonoides (raccoon dog)
Lineage: Eukaryota; Metazoa; Chordata; Mammalia; Carnivora; Canidae
Product: olfactory receptor 2T29-like
Exons: 1
Coding region: 1-960 (319 amino acids)
Biological process (GO): G protein-coupled receptor signaling pathway
Cellular component (GO): membrane
Molecular function (GO): G protein-coupled receptor activity; olfactory receptor activity
Source: RefSeq, a predicted model, not a curated record
AUGGACAACAAAACUUGGAUGGUCAAUGACAGUGGACAAUCUGAUUUCAUCCUGGUGGGAAUUUUCAGUCAGUCAAAACACCCAAAUUUUCUCUGUGUGGUCAUUUUUAUUGUUUUCUUGUUGGUAUUGUCUGGAAACUCUCUCCUGAUAUUUCUGAUAUACUCUGAUGCUCACCUCCACACUCCCAUGUAUUUUUUCAUCAGCCAGUUGUCUCUCAUGGAUGUAAUGUACAUUUCCAUCACUGUACCCAAAAUGCUUAUGAACCAGGUUAUGAGUAUGAAUAAGAUCUCAACCCUAGAAUGUGGGAUGCAAAUGUUUCUCUAUGUAACACUAGGAGGUUCAGAAUGUUUUCUUCUAGCCACCAUGGCUUAUGAUCGCUAUGUAGCCAUCUGCCAUCCUCUUCAUUACCCUGUCCUCAUGAACCACAGAUUGUGUCUUCUACUAGCAUCUGGCUGCUGGUUUCUGGGAUCUGUGGAUGGAUUCAUGCUCACAUCCAUCACCAUGACAUUCCCCUUCUGCAGAACUCGAGAGAUCCAUCAUUUCUUCUGUGAAGUCCCUGCCAUAGUGAAGCUUUCUUGCUCAGACACUUCCCUUUAUGAGACAGUCAUGUACCUGUGCUGUGUCCUCAUGCUUCUUAUCCCUGUGGCAGUCAUUUCAAGCUCUUAUUCUUUCAUCCUUUUCACCAUUCACAGGAUAAACUCAGCAAAGAGCCAGAAAUCCUUUGCCACGUGUUCCUCCCAUAUGACUGUGGUCAUUCUCUUUUAUGGGGCUGGAGUCUACAACUAUAUGCUUCCCAGUUUUUACCACACCCCUGAAAAAGACAUAAUGGUGUCUGUCUUUUAUACCAUACUUACUCCAUUGCUAAACCCUUUAAUCUAUAGUCUGAGGAAUAAAGAUGUCACAGAAGCUUUAAAGAAAAUGGUGAAUGUAGGACCUGUCUUUCAAGAAAUUAUAAAAUAG